Messenger RNA from Plasmopara halstedii, 630 nucleotides. RefSeq lists its product as uncharacterized. The record is from RefSeq and is a predicted model, not a curated record. Bases 1 to 630 code for a protein of 209 amino acids. The transcript is spliced from 3 exons. Lineage: Eukaryota; Oomycota; Peronosporomycetes; Peronosporales; Peronosporaceae.
AUGAUCAAAGUUGAUCGACAAUGCUUGACACUGCAUCUUGUGACGCAUAAGAUUAGCAUGGCAUGGCAUUGGCAGCAACGAUUUGAUCCGAUAAAUGUGGAAAGUGCGUGUCAGCAACAGAUUCAUAAGAUCCACAAGUCUAUGCCGUUUGAUAUCUGGUUAAAGGAAAAGAUUAGAGCUCACCAAAAUUAUCGCAUACAAGAGCGAAUUGCUACUGAUCGUCUGCGUACUGCAGCAGAAAUUGAUGCAUCUUUUCGAGAUUGGCUUCGUCGAAAACGCAUGAUUAAAAAACAAAAGAAUGCAGACGAUGCUGAUACUAGUGGCAGUGCUAAGCCUAAACCAUAUUGUAAACCUCCGUCUUUGCAUGUAAAUCCGAAAUUGAAAAAAGGAUCAACUCGCACAGCAGAACAUACCUCUGUGAUUGAAAGUAAAUUGCGUUCCAAACAUUCAGAAUUCGAAAAUCAACAAGCUUAUAAUGCUUGGCUGGCUCGAAUACGUGUUCAAGACCGUGUGAGACGACUUCAGCGCCGCGAUGAACUCAUCAAACUUGAGCAACAGCAACGUGAAAAACACAGGAUCACGUGGCGCAAGAAGCUGGCAGUUUGUGCCUAUUCAACCCAAGCACUGUAA